Molecule: messenger RNA, 1281 nt
Organism: Microthlaspi erraticum
Lineage: Eukaryota; Viridiplantae; Streptophyta; Magnoliopsida; Brassicales; Brassicaceae
Source: the annotation of a GenBank genome assembly
AUGAUGAAGGUUAAACCAAUCGCCACCGAGAGAGGUAUUGAUGAUCUUCCGGAGGAAUUAGUGAUAAACAUAAUGGCAAGAUUGCCGCCGCAAAGUCUCGUUAGGUUAAAGUUAGUGUGUAGAGAAUGGAAAUCGCUUACGGAAUCUGCAUACCUCCGUGAUCUCUACCAUAGCAACUUCAGCUCAAACUCUUCUUCUAACUGGUCCAUCCUUCACGGAGAUCUCAAACACAAAUGGCCACAUUCUUGUUUUGAGGAGUUGGAACUCGAUCUACCAUCACCGCAUGGUCAUUCUUCUUUUGCAAGAAGUGUAUUUACGAAUAAAACUGGAGAUAUUAGCGUUGCGUCUUGCACUGAUGGAUUGUUUCUGCUGUGUUUCCGACAAGUCCAUGAGGAGGAAACGAGGGUGAGGUUGAUGGUACGUUACUACGUUGGGAAUCCAGUGUUACCACAAUGGCUUCAACUCCCUCCUCCUCCUUCUCCUCAUGUGCCAUACGAUUCCGGACUUGUGACACGCAUGCACAAUGGUGCCCUCUUAGGCUACAAGGUGGUUAGAUCACAUCAUGAACCAUUCAAGUCCCAUGAUCCUCAAACGUUGAGUUUUGAGGUCUUUUCAUCGGAUACAGGUGAAUGGAGUGUUAAACAAGUUUCUUGUCCCGGGAUUGGUGUUUCUAUACGCAAAGCUUCCGCAUAUUAUCCCGUUUCUUUGGAUGGGAAACUUCACUGGCUUGAUAACUCCCGCCGUGUCAUCAUUGUCCAUAAUUUCUUCUCUAAUGAUGAUGAUGAUCAAGUUCGAGCCAUAAGCCUACCAAAUAGGAUGCAAGGCACUCAAUGGUAUCCAUAUUGUAAGAUGAUCUGCACCACCUCGCAAGGAUAUUAUGUGAUUGUUGAUGUUGAAUUGAUAGAAAAGGUCAAUAGCUAUAGCGUUAGGGUUUGGAGGCUCAAGUGUGAUGAUGAUUCUUGGAAGUGGGAAAAGGCAUGGGAAAUGAACAUGUCAUGUCUAGGGCUUGCAAGUAACUGUGUUCCAAUGGCUAUAAACUGUUUUGAUAUCGACAUCAUCUACCUAUGGGACUUAGACUGCAAAUGUUUCAUUGCUUGUAACCUUAGGGAAAAUACAAAAUCUUAUGGAACUCGUAAAGAUGGUGUCCUUCACAAGAACCGGCACCGCACUUUAUUUCAGACUAUGGAAGAUGUUGUCGUCUACAAGGAAGAUGCUUUCUGCUGUGAGCCAUAUCCGUGCGUUUUGCAUUAUGUUCCAUCCUUGCAAGUUAUACCACACUGA